This is a messenger RNA of Trichoplax adhaerens, 894 nucleotides long. RefSeq lists its product as uncharacterized. The coding region runs from base 1 to 894 and encodes 297 amino acids. Lineage: Eukaryota; Metazoa; Placozoa; Uniplacotomia; Trichoplacea; Trichoplacidae. The transcript has 10 exons. Gene Ontology annotation, biological process: transmembrane transport. The record is from RefSeq and is a predicted model, not a curated record.
AUGCAAUGGCAGCCAUUUAUACUGGGUGGUGUUGCCUCGCUUGCUGCUGAGUCAUGCACCUUCCCGAUUGAUACGGCAAAGAUUCGAUUACAAAUUCAAGGUCAAAUUGGCGAUGCUAGUUUAGCACGUCUACGUUACCGUGGCAUGGGACAUGCUUUAAGAUUAAUUGCCGCAGAUGAAGGUUUUAAGGCGUUGUAUUCUGGUCUUGCACCUGCCUUGCUGAGGCAAGCAUCUUAUGGCACUAUUAAAUUUGGGACUUAUCAUACUGUCAAAAGAAUUGUCGCAAAAAAUCCUGAAGAUGAGACUAUACUCACAAAUGUAUUUGCUGGAAUGAUUGCCGGAGCACUAUCUUCAAGCAUCGCUAAUCCUACUGAUGUUCUGAAGGUUAGGAUGCAAGCUGGAUCACGGAUGAACCUGACUGGAAAGAAUGUGCUUCGGUCUUUUGCUGAUAUUUAUAAAGAAGAAGGUAUUAGGGGUCUUUAUCGGGGUGUGGGACCAACGUCACAAAGAGCAGCUGUGAUAGUUGCCGUUCAAAUGCCAACUUAUGAACUGAGUAAGCGUGAGCUCAUUAAAAGUCAACUUAUGAAUGAUGGCCUAUCAACUCAUUUAUGCUGUAGUAUGAUAUCUGGUCUUUCUAUGGCUCUAGUUUCUAAUCCUUUGGACGUUAUAAAGACUAGAAUGGUGAAUCAAUCAGCAAGUCGUAUUGUUAGUAAAAGAUCAGCGUCAUUUUAUAAGAAUUCUUUCCACUGCUUAUAUCAGACAAUUCGUGGUGAAGGCAUCCUUGCACUAUAUAAGGGUUUCGUACCCUCAUUUUUGCGUGUUGGACCUUGGAAUGUUAUUUUUUUUGUAACAUAUGAGCAAAUGAAGCGCAUUGAUUUAUUGCACCAUUACUAA